Messenger RNA from Paramecium sonneborni, 676 nucleotides. The record is from the annotation of a GenBank genome assembly. Lineage: Eukaryota; Ciliophora; Oligohymenophorea; Peniculida; Parameciidae.
AUGAAUAUUAAUCAAUCCCAAUAUAGUUUUGAGAAUGAGAAACUUAAAAUAAAAAUCAAAUAUCUUGAAGAUUUUAUUGAAAAUACAAAUAAUUAUGAGAAAACUAAUUAGCUCUUUGAUCUAAAACAAUUUCUAUCCAAAAAUUAUAAAAGAUUUAGCAUGCUUUUGGAUGAAAUAUACUAUCUAAAAUAAUAAGUUGAAGGAGAACAAAUGCAAAGAAUUAAUGAAGCAUAGAAAUUGUAGUCAGAAAUUAAUUAACUUAGAAUGACAACAAAUUCACUUUAACAAUAAUUAUCUUAAUCAUAACUAUAACUAUAAUCAUAAUAAUAAUAAUAACAAUAACAAAAAAUUGAUGAAAGUGAACAGGAUAUUUAUAGAGGAUCUCUCAAUCCAAUCUAAAGGUUAGAAUAAAUAGAAAAUCUUGAAAAUACUAUCAAAUAAUUAUCAGAUGAGGUAACUAAAUAAAUUUAAUUAGAUAGAGGAAAUUACUCAACUCAAUAUAAAAUAGAGAGAAUAGUUAAAAAAGAAAGACUUUUUUAGAGAAUAUGAAAUGAUGUGCAAAGAAACAGAAGGAUUGCGCUAAUAAAAUGCAAAAUUGUUAGAAUAAUUAAAAGCUUUCAAUUCUAACAGAACUAAUACCAAUCCAUAAAAUUAAGGAAACUUGAAUGGAUUUUGA